AUGCAGUGGGCCCACUUUGAAAAAGACUUUUCUUGGGAUGAGGAGGCAUGUGGAGCGGCUGCUGAAGGUGGACAUCUUGCACUACUGAAAUUUCUUCAUGAAAAGGGUUGUCGAUGGGAUGCGAUGACAUGUGCACGAGCUGCCCGGGGUGGUCAUUUGGAAUGCCUCAAGUAUGCCCAUGAUAAAGCCCGUGGGACCCAUGCACGAACUUGUCAAAAUGCUGCAAAAUGUGGGAACAUUGAAAUUCUUAGGUAUGCUCAUGAGAAGGGUUGUCCAUGGGAUGAACAAACAUGCUCUGAUGCUGCUGGUGGUGGGUAUUUGGAUGUCCUAAAAUAUGCUCAUGAGAAUGGUUUUCCAUGGGAUAGAGAUACAUGCUAUCGUGCUGCUGAUUGUGGGCACUUGGAUGUACUAAAAUAUGCUCAUGAGCAUGGUUGUCCAUGGGAUGCACACACGUGCGCAUGUGCUGCUGCGUGUGAAUUUGUGGAAUGCUUGAAGUAUGCCCAUGAAAAUGGAUGCCCUUGGGAUGAACUGACAUGCAACUAUGCAGCUAGAUUUGGUCACUUGGAUGUGCUCAAGUAUGCCCAUGAAAAUGGUUGCCCUUGGGAUUCAUGGACGUGUACCAAUGCUGCACAAUGUGGGAGUAUCGACAUUCUUGUGUAUGCUCAUGACAAUGGCCGCCCUUGGGAUUGUUUCACGUGUUCUUACGCUGCUGCUGGGGGGAAUUGGAUGUCCUAA
Messenger RNA from Seminavis robusta, 735 nucleotides. Lineage: Eukaryota; Bacillariophyta; Bacillariophyceae; Naviculales; Naviculaceae. The record is from the annotation of a GenBank genome assembly.